AUGUCUAGAACUACCAUUGAUAUUAACAAGUCCCUUCCUGAUAUUCCUUCGGUAGAACUCGAAAUACUCGAGGAACAUGAUGAAAUGCAAGAAGAAUAUGAUGAUUCUGAUCAAGAUAACAAUUCGAUGGAUGGAAUGCCUUCAAUGCGUUUUUCACAAAAUCCAAAAGCGAAUGAUAAUGCACAACGUAUUUCUGAAAAAAUUUCUCACCUUGUCAUGGAUAUAAACCACAUUACAAAAGAUGGCGAAGUUAUUACAAAAACUAUUGAAAGAGAUAUUAAUGCCACUAUAACCAAUGGAAACUUUAUAACUAUUGGUAACGACCAGCGUGCAAAAAUUGGUGGUAUCCUAAGAAUCGCUAAAACCGACAAUAUUUCGUUGCAUCAUUUCUUAAUUAUUUGCUGCGAUCCAUUUUGA
Messenger RNA from Racocetra fulgida, 417 nucleotides. The record is from the annotation of a GenBank genome assembly. Lineage: Eukaryota; Fungi; Glomeromycota; Glomeromycetes; Diversisporales; Gigasporaceae.